GAAAAAUCUCUAUGUAUGGAGCAUGGAAAACGGAGAAUUAGUGAAAAUUCUAGAUGCGCAUUUUGGAAGAAUCAUUGCCUUGGAGCCCCUCACCAUUGGAAACUGGAAUUCUGUAAUAACGUCGUCGAUAGACAGAACCGUGAAGGUGUGGAACAUCAACAACAUCUUCGAGCAAGUGCACGUGAUCGACCGGCACGAGGUGCAGGUGGACGCGAUCGGGCUGUGCCAGUCGGCGGGGCUGGCCGUGACGGUGACGCGCGGCUGCGUGGGCAUCUGGGACCUGCAGAUCGGCCGUCUCAUUGCGCGCCUCGCGGACAGCCCUCUGGGGGCCAUCGUCACGCACGCGCUCAUCACGCCCUGCAGCAGGUA
This is a messenger RNA of Gryllus bimaculatus (two-spotted cricket), 369 nucleotides long. The record is from the annotation of a GenBank genome assembly. Lineage: Eukaryota; Metazoa; Arthropoda; Insecta; Orthoptera; Gryllidae.